Messenger RNA from Anisakis simplex (herring worm), 759 nucleotides. The record is from the annotation of a GenBank genome assembly. NCBI's taxonomy places the organism in Eukaryota, Metazoa, Nematoda, Chromadorea, Rhabditida, Anisakidae.
AUGCCAUCGGGCAAAAUACGGUUACUCUUAGUGACCGUUAUUUGCGGCGCUUAUUCGGUGCUUGCUCAAGGUGAUUCAUAUGACGGCGUUAGCUCAUAUGACACAGUUGAAAGUUCAUGCAAAGUGAAUGAUCCUCUAUCGUGUGAUCAGAACAAAAGUGAAGUGUGCACAUUCAAAGACGGUGCUUAUAAAUGUGAAUGUCCAACGGGUGUGAAUCGACUUCCGGACGGUCGAUGCAUUUUGAUCGAUGAAUGUGCUGAACCACGUCUCAAUGAUUGCCAUGAAAACGCUAGAUGUCUUGAUCAGGAUGAAGGCUACAUGUGUGAGUGCUUGAUCGGAUAUGCGGACGUUUCCGAGGAUAUCACACGGAAGCCAGGACGCAUCUGCCAAGCUGAGAUCAACGAAUGCUUGGAUCCCGCAAAAUAUCAUGUGGACUGCUCAGAGAAUGCUGCAUGUCAAGAUACUGCCGAAAGUUACACGUGCGUAUGCAGACCAGGAUUUGCGGAUAUCAGUGCAAGAUAUUCACUAUUACCUGGUAGAAAAUGCGUUGAAGUGAUUAAUGAAUGUGCAAAUGGCGAAAACGAUUGUUCGCCGAAUGCGGAUUGCAUUGACCAACCGGAUGGCUAUCUAUGUAAGUGCCGUGCAGGCUACGUAGACGCAAGUCCGAAUGUUACUCACUAUCCAGGCAGAGAGUGCAACGCUCCAAGAAGUCCAGAAUACUAUGGCUACUCACAGCAAAACAUUCCGGUCAGUUUUUAA